CUCGCGAAUGGGCUAUAAAGCCGGGAGCUUCUGACUUCAGGAUGGAUACCUCCAUGAAGGGUGCCAAAGCACGAUGGAAGGUUCUGGCGAGCGCUGUUUUAGGUUACCGCAGCCUUGAAGCAAUUAGCGAGGAACAUCACAUAUCUGGCAAAAUGUCUCUUAAGCUGUUCAAAACAUCCCCUCUAUUGGUGUGCCCUGACACCGACUCUACUAAAACUAAUUUAAGCUCCAGUGAUUGGAUUGAACUGACGCCAUAUGAUCCACAACAAUCCAGGAUCCAAUGUACAUCAAGAACAUUGCGCCUAAAUAUAGGCAGGUCUUUGUAUUGGGCCGAUGAGAGUGCGCGCCAUCUGAAGGAGCGGCUUCGCAUUCUUUCUGGCUUUGAUAACACGGGGAAUGUUCGUUUGUGGUUGAGCGAGCUUCUUUUGGCACACGUCUUCUUGGUGCCUCAUUUCUAUCCGGUUUUAUGGAGUCGUCUGAAUGUAUCUGUGGGACGCGUAUGCGAACUGGGUGCUGGUAUGUCCGGUGCGGUUGGCUUGAGUGUUUCACUCUCCCCUUCAUCACUGAAACCACACUACAUAUUGCUAUCUGAUGGCAACGAUCGAUGCGUGAAGAACCUCAUGAGGGUGGUCCGAUAUCAUUUGGGGCGACUCGACAGGCUGGACACAAGUACUGAGUUCGAAGUCGCGAAAUUGGUUUGGCCAAAUCAGAUGACUCAGGUUUCUCCACGCAUCAUCAACAUGUCUUGGGGCUCAAUAACAGUGGAAUCCACAGAGAAUGGAAAAAUCAAUUCCAACGAGACUGUGACGUAUCGAGAUGCAAAAUUAUGGCCAGGGGGAAGCCGUGCUUGGGAUUGGGCUGAAACGGGGACUGGUCAUAUGGGAGGGAUCCAACCGACCGAUGUGGAUGAACUGAUCGCAUAUAAUCCAGAUACGGUGGUGCUCACUCGUGGUGUCCUUUACGUGUUGCAAGUACCGGAGUCCACCCAGGCUUAUGUCCGCGAAAAGCUACCUGGGGUGGAGCUGAUUGUAGAGAACAGUCGGAGUGCCCUUACAACAUAUAACGCCAAAGUGGAGCAAGGUAAACGUGUGGCUGCUCUGAUUCACACGACAUGCUAA
Messenger RNA from Opisthorchis viverrini, 1118 nucleotides. RefSeq lists its product as hypothetical. NCBI's taxonomy places the organism in Eukaryota, Metazoa, Platyhelminthes, Trematoda, Opisthorchiida, Opisthorchiidae. The transcript is spliced from 4 exons. The record is from RefSeq and is a predicted model, not a curated record. The coding region runs from base 42 to 1118 and encodes 358 amino acids. Gene Ontology annotation, biological process: positive regulation of fat cell differentiation. Gene Ontology annotation, cellular component: cytoplasm.